Messenger RNA from Didymella exigua CBS 183.55, 517 nucleotides. RefSeq lists its product as uncharacterized. Bases 163 to 354 code for a protein of 63 amino acids. Lineage: Eukaryota; Fungi; Ascomycota; Dothideomycetes; Pleosporales; Didymellaceae. The record is from RefSeq and is a predicted model, not a curated record. The transcript has a single exon.
GGCCUGAGCAUAAUUCGACUUCAGUUGACCAGUUGUUUGCUAGUCAGAUGAGGCAGUGCUCGUGCGAUACCGCCCGAGUCGGACUGGUCGACGGUCAUGAGUUCCGUUUCGGUGAUUGGUGCAUUUCAGUAAGCACGUCGCGUAAGUUCUAUGAACAGCUCCAUGUUCCAGUACGGCUCAAAGUUUGAGCAUUCGCAGUGCAUCGUACGCCAGGAGCUCGUGUCAGCAUCCAACGCUGCGAUUUUUGUGGCUUGCUUUGAUGAGUGGUCGCCGGCCAGAGACUGUGUUGGGUCAGCUUACAGUAUACGUUGCACAGGCUACACACAGGAAUGCAAGCGUUGGUGUUGGUACUAGUGGGGUCCGUCCGAGGUGAGCGUGAAAGCCCGUCUCCAGCGGUCGCAAAAAUGAUUCAGGUCUCCGUCGUCCCGACGUACAGCAGUCGAUCGAGCAAUGUCGUGAGAUAUAUCAAGACCAGUGUCACGUCACGAAACAUGUUGGAUCUGGGUAAUUUGGGUUG